AUGUUAUCUACGACUCUUAAUGAUCCUAGGGAGAUUGUACCGACGAGCAACUAUGAUAUUUUAUCUGAUGAAGAGGAUAUGAUUGAAGAAGGUAUGAAUAAUAUGGGCUUUGGCUUACGCGAAGACGGGACAAUAACUAACACGAAGUAUUCAACAGUGAAGCUACGUCUCAAGCAAAUAGAGUCUGAGCGGUCGGACUUGCUGGCGCGCCUAGAGGAACUAAAACACAGAUCAAAGAAGAAAGCCAAGAAGUCACCGACGGUGGAGGUACCCAGAUCGCCAACCAAGGCCAAAUGUGUGGAAGACGAGCCUGCACCGAGUACAAGUGCAUCAACCACCUAUGUCGAAGAGCCGGAGGAAAACGAAAACGAGCGAUAUUUAUUAUCUGCGAAUACUCCUACGACUAGUUAUUUUGCGGAGAAGUUUGCUCGAGCCAGGGAUUCGAGCGCUAGCACUAUGCGGAGGAAGCAGGAGCUGUUAAAACGUAGGGUUUACACAUUUUCGGAUAGAGACACUGCGAUCGAGUAUACAACCUUUGCGGUCGACGAGGUUGAGACUUAUUCCAACAUGCGGAUUAACAAGCGCUAUGUACCCGAGGAGGAUCUCAAGAGAAUACUGCACGAUAUCAAAGUUCUCCGAUUGCCAAAGCUUUUCGCGAAGGUGCGGCCGCCGAAGUUUUCUGAACCAGAUUACGCGAAUUGGGUGACAUUGGGAGCUAUCUCGUACAAGUCUGAUGUGAAAUCCACAUCACAGGAAAAACCCGCGAAGUAUUUUACUAUUCGAAUCACAGAUUUCCACUACGAUGUCCAGAUCACUGUCUUUGGUCAGAAAAACGUUGAGAAGUAUUACAAGUUGAGAGUUGGUGAUGUUAUAGCUAUUCUAAAUCCAGAAAUUUACCCCUGGAAAGAGAGUGCCAAGACGACUGGAGAAACUGCCAGGACGACAGGGAGGUCAUUCGGUCUUUCUAUAAAACACAACAUGAAUUGCAUACUUGAAAUUGGACAUAGUAAGGAACUUGGGUUUUGUCCGGCCAUGAAUAAGACCAAAGGAGCGCCGUGUGGUGCGCCUAUUAAUAAGUUAAAGGAGCAGGUGUGCAGUUAUCAUCAAGAGACCCACCUGAGGUCUGUCAAUGCCAAACGUGUCGAACUCAAUGGAAAUAUCUCUCUGAGAGCCCCGACCAGGGACGGCAUUCAGCAGGCCGGUUAUAUGACCAGGAAUUCCCAUGGCACGAAGAUUGGGCUACUGCCCGAUGUAUAUGCCCCGAGGGCGCCCGGUGCUGAACAAAAAUUUAGGGAACAUUUUGCUAGCGCCAAUGCCCAUCGCGCGUAUUUUGAUUCCGACUAUCAUAACCCAGAUGUACUUCAAAAUUUGGAAAGCAAGCGGCGCAAGAUCCAACUUUCCAAGAAAGACCAACAAAUCAAUAAGCAGCUCUCGCUGGUGCUCGGAAAGAACCACACGCAAGUGAAAGACCGCGUUUCCGAGGAAAGUCUACAGCAGCGGGAGAAAGCUACGAAGAAUGUGAUGAAAACUGGCAUCUUACGUCACAUUGGGUUCGAUCCGACCGGAGGGCGCAUGGCAGCGGUUCUCUAUCAGGGCGAUCACGGUCCUGCAGACACUGUACGCGAGCCCUCUAUUUCAGAAAUUCUAGCCAACAAAAAGCGAAACAUUGACUUAAAACCCUCAAAAGAGGCACGACGCAAGCGUAUUCAACAGCGCAACGAAGUAUAUAAUAGUAUUUUCAAGGAGGAGGCCGUAGCAACGCCACAGGGUUCGUGUGAAACAGCGCAACUCAGUUCAGCCGAUUCCAGCGACGAGGAACUAGAGAUAGUAAACUAG
Eremothecium gossypii ATCC 10895 is the source of this 1836-nucleotide messenger RNA. It is a transcript of the gene MCM10, whose product is annotated as Mcm10p. Gene Ontology annotation, molecular function: DNA replication origin binding; single-stranded DNA binding. NCBI's taxonomy places the organism in Eukaryota, Fungi, Ascomycota, Saccharomycetes, Saccharomycetales, Saccharomycetaceae. The transcript has a single exon. Gene Ontology annotation, cellular component: nucleus; replication fork protection complex. Gene Ontology annotation, biological process: DNA replication initiation; DNA replication. Bases 1 to 1836 code for a protein of 611 amino acids. The record is from RefSeq and is marked provisional.